AAUCAAAACACAAUGUCAUCCACAGUUGAAUUACCUCUCCAAGAAGUAUUGCUAGCAACUAAAAAUUUUGCCGAGGAAAAUCUUAUUGCCUCUGGUGGAUAUGGGCCGGUGUAUAAAGGCGAAUCUGCAAGCCAUGGAAUGAUCGCCGUGAAGCGAUUGGAUCCAAAGAGCAGUCAAGGAGAUGUUGAAUUUAGAAAAGAGAUUUCUUUGCUUUCGGAAUAUAAACAUAGAAACAUUGUCUCUCUUCUUGGAUUUUGUGAUGAAAAUGACGAGAAGAUACUUGUUUAUAAGUUUGAAAGCAAUGGGAGUCUUAACAAACAUUUACACAAGAAAGAUUUAAGCUGGAUCCAACGUCUUCAAAUUUGCUUAGAUGCAGCUCGAGGGUUGAAGUACCUUCAUGAUGAUGUUGGGCUGCAGCAAAGGAUUCUCCACCGUGAUGUCAAAAGUGCAAACAUCCUGUUAGAUGACAAGUGGAAUGCCAAUAUUUCUGAUUUUGGGUUGUCAAGAAUAGGGCCUGCGAAUAUGCAAACUACUCUUCUUAUCUCCAACCCUUGUGGCACGCCUGGAUAUAUCGAUCCAGAGUACUUGCUUACAGGUAGUCUCACACAAAAAUCCGACGUUUACUCUUUUGGGGUUGUAUUGUUUGAAGUCCUAUGUGGGAGGCCCACAUUCGUUACCGCUUACAAAGACGAGCGUCAAUAUUUAAGUGUUUUGGUCAGAAAACAUCACGAAAGACAAACAUUGAAUAAGCUCAUUUAUUUUGAUAUACAAAAUCAGAUAGACGCUACUUCGUUGCGUAUAUUUACAACCAUUGCAUAUCAAUGUUUGAAGACUGGACCAGAACGUCCAACAAUGAACAAGGUCGUGCAACAACUACAGCAAGCUCUUGAUAUACAGCAAGGGUCAUCUUCCAAGCCAUGGAAAUAUGAUGUGUAUCUUAGUUUUAGAGGAGAAGAUACCCGCAAUACCUUUGUGAAUCAUCUUUCCUCUAAUCUUUUACAACAAGGGAUUCAUAUUUUCAAAGAAAAUGAAGCACUUCCCCGGGGUGAAGCCAUCAGUCCAAUCAUGCUCAAUGCUAUACAAGAAUCCCGUAUUGCUCUGGUAGUAUUCUCUGAAAAUUAUGCUGAUUCGUCGUGGUGUUUGGAUGAACUUAUGUGA
This is a messenger RNA of Erigeron canadensis, 1158 nucleotides long. Its product is annotated as probable receptor-like protein kinase At5g59700. NCBI's taxonomy places the organism in Eukaryota, Viridiplantae, Streptophyta, Magnoliopsida, Asterales, Asteraceae. The record is from RefSeq and is a predicted model, not a curated record. The transcript has 3 exons. Gene Ontology annotation, cellular component: plasmodesma; plasma membrane. Gene Ontology annotation, biological process: signal transduction; protein autophosphorylation. The coding region runs from base 13 to 1158 and encodes 381 amino acids. Gene Ontology annotation, molecular function: transmembrane receptor protein tyrosine kinase activity; ATP binding.